AUGCGCAUUAGAGUUUUAGUGAACUUACUGUGCUUAGUGCUUUGCUGUUCAGGGGCCAACUAUAAAUCUUUCAUCAUUUUUAAUGUAGAUUUAGAAGAAAGACGGAGAAAGGCGGAGCUGCUUGCAAAACGAGUUGCAUUAAAACAUGAUCGUAAAGCGAGAGCAAUGGCUACCCGUACAAAGGACAAUUUCAGAGGCUAUGAUGGUACUCCUGUGGAACAGAAAAGCAAGAAGAAAACUUCUGAUGAUGAGCUAAAGGACCAAAGAAUGGAUGACUCUAAUGAAGAAGAUUAUUACUAUGAGGCAGCACAGGGUGAGGAUGAACUAUCUGAAAUAGAAGAUUCUGAAGAGUUUGAAGAACAUUUUGAUGAGAGACCAGUUAAACGGCAACACACAGAGGUACCAGUUAAACGGCUUAAACGUCAACACAGAGAACCUGUGGUAUCAACUAAGGAGCCAAAGAGACUGUGCAAAGAACCUGAGACAUUUACAAAGGAACCAGAACAAUUGUGCAGAGAGGCUAAAAAAUCUAAAGUUCCAAAGAAACCACCGUCAGCACCCAUGAACUUCACAGAUCUCCUGAAGUUGGCUGAAAAAAAGCAGUUUGAACCAGUAGAGCUAAAGCCAAUGAAAAAAGUGGAGGAGAAGCUGUACACAGCAGAGGAACUGAAAGAAAUUGAAUUUUUAGAGCGCAAACGACAAAAACAAAAUGACAAAAAGAAAUCUGAGAAAGAGGGCACUUUAUCACAUCCAACUAGCUCAUCCAAGAAAGAAUCUUCAACUAAAGACAGUAAAAGCAUAAAAGCUGUGCGAGACCCAGGAGAGAAACUUCAUUUAUUCAAAGAAAGUAGCUCAACAUCAUCUGUUCAUGGAGUUAACAAGAAGCCAAAAACUGCAUCAAGCGAAAAACCUUCAUCUUCAGUGUCUUACAAAACACCUACACGGGAAAUGUCCAGGUCUUCAGUAGGAGUUGGACAUUCUAUUUCCAAAAAUUCCAGUAGUAAUGGUGGAAAGCUUGUACUAGACAGCUCAGCAAAAUCUAGAAAUAGCUCCCAAACACUGAGUAAACAAUUGAAACCUGGAUCAAAUGGAACCCUUUCCGCAGUGUCUUCAAAAAACAAUCAGAAAAGAACUGAUCAGUCCACUUCAGCCAGGAAAAAUGAUGGUUCCUCCACAAAACAUGAAAGGACAGGUGGUUCAAAUGCAUUGCACUCCAAAAACACAAGUGGCUCAGCUUCUGAACGGUCCAAAAGUUCCAGUAGCGUAAGCCAAAAACGACCAGCCUGCUCAGACCAAACAUGUUUGAGCAAUUUGGGCCAACAUAAACCAAGCAGUGCAGUUAGUUCUGGGGCUUCUCGUCCCAGCAAUACGGGAGGCUCAGAUUCCAUGCGACCUAAAAAUACAAGCAAAUCUGGACCUCCUAGACAGAGCAAUACAAGUAACUCUGGGUCUGUGCAAUCAAGAGGCAUGAGUACAUCAGUACGGGUAGCUGGUUCUGGAUCGGUAAAGUCUGGAAAUUCUUCCGUUUCUAUUUCUGGACAGCAUCCAAGCACUGAUACUGGACGACCUGGAAACAGAGUUGGAGUGCCAAAACCCAAAUGUACUGUUGUAUCCGAAACAAUAUCUUCAAAGAACUUCCCAUCACGACCCAACAAUGGACAGAUGAAUAAUAUAAGGUCGGCUCCACCAGGGUACAGAUCAUUGGCACAUCCAUCAGCAGUAGCUCCUGCAAGGCCGCCUAUACCUAUAUCCUAUAGGCGGAGGCUGGAGGAUGACGACGAAUAUGAUUCGGAAAUGGAUGACUUCAUUGACGAUUCUGGGGAAUCACAAGAUGAAAUCUCAAAACAUAUCAAGGCAAUCUUUGGAUAUGACCGCACAAGAUAUAAGGAUGAAAGUGACUAUGCUUUGCGAUACAUGGAGAGUAGCUGGAGAGAACAACAGAAGGAAGAAGCCAAAAGCUUGCAGAUGGGUAUGAUGGAGGACGCAGAAGAGCUGCGAAAAGAAGAAGAAGAACUAAGAAGGAAGAUGAAAGCUAAGAAACGACACCUUUAGUUAAUUGAAGAAAUCACAAGAAAUUUAUUUAUUAUAUUUAUAUACAAAAUCUGGUUAUUUACAAAAAGUAAUAUGCACUAAAGAAUUUACUUUGUGAACUGUGGAACUUACUAAGCUGAUUGACCAAUUCAAUAGAAGAUAUAAGUUAGCAUUUGAAUAAGUUGUGCUGGUAACUGGAGUAAUUUUUAUAUAAUUGUAUGGUGCAUCGCCAAUUUUUUUUCAGUUCCUAGAUCUGAUGCAUUGGAUAAGGUCACACAACAGCAGAUUUGUUCUUUCAUUCUUUGUAUUCCAUAAAUUUUAAUUAUGGAGUUAAGGACUUUGGUUGCUGCAAAGUAUUGAUGUGUAUACUGUUAAUGUUUUUUGCAUUUCAGGCUUAAAGGCAAAACCAUUUUGUGUCUUAAAGAUUCACCACCAAUUAUCAUUCGACUUUGUUCUGGUUGAUUUAAAAUUUGUUCUUUUUCCCCUGCUUCAUUUUUACUGGAGAUGGGUGAUGUGGUGCAUUAGCCACAGUCUCGCUGUCUCAACUUUAUGAAUUCAAAUUCGUCCCAGACUCAUGGAAGAAAUGUCUCCUCUGUCUGCUGGCCAAAUGUGAAAUGAGUUUACGUUCUUUCAUUUCAUGAACUUCCAGUACAUAACUGUUUCUGGUUUCAUGUUGCAGUCACUGAUACCCUACAAUGCUUCAAGUGGUCGAUGGAAAAAUAUUAAAAUAUCAUGAAACUAUUUGGCUUAUUGAAGCAGAUUCCUCCGAGUCUCUCAAUUAUAGCAACAAAAUAGACUUUAAAUGUUUUUUUUUUGUCUCCAUUAUGCUGUCUCAUAGAUUAUUCCAAACCAUGACAUUUUUGAGCAAGGAAAUUUUUCCUAGCAACUAUUUUAAAUUUAAUUUUCACCAUUUUAAUUUUAUGUCCUCUCAACCAAUCCCCUAAUUUUGCUGCUCCUCUAUGGUUGAGACAGAAGACAUAUUGGUGGAACAUUAUAGAAUGCUUUUCUCUGCACCCAACUGUGCCAUACCUCCUUUGGGCAUGUUUGAUGCUGGCAAUAGGUGCCUGAAAUGGAAUGGCACUUUCCCAUCACUUUGAGCACAAUAUUUUCUAAAACCAAAUAGGUUACUGAUCUCUGAAGUGCGAUUUGUUUAAACCUAUAGCUAGGUGUGCUAGUGAAAAGGUUAAAGAUUACAGUUGAAUAAAAGUAUAAUAAAAUACAUUUUGUAAUUUUUUGAGAAUAAUGCAAGUACAGAUGCAUUAAAUGUAAUUGAUACUCUGUACAAUAAAUUUUUAUCACAUAGUUUA
Rhincodon typus (whale shark) is the source of this 3338-nucleotide messenger RNA. It is a transcript of the gene spty2d1, whose product is annotated as SPT2 chromatin protein domain containing 1. The coding region runs from base 1 to 2052 and encodes 683 amino acids. The transcript is spliced from 4 exons. Gene Ontology annotation, cellular component: nucleolus. Lineage: Eukaryota; Metazoa; Chordata; Chondrichthyes; Orectolobiformes; Rhincodontidae. The record is from RefSeq and is a predicted model, not a curated record. Gene Ontology annotation, molecular function: histone binding; DNA binding. Gene Ontology annotation, biological process: nucleosome assembly; regulation of DNA-templated transcription.